Dovyalis caffra is the source of this 1401-nucleotide messenger RNA. The record is from the annotation of a GenBank genome assembly. Lineage: Eukaryota; Viridiplantae; Streptophyta; Magnoliopsida; Malpighiales; Salicaceae.
AUGCCUUUAAAUUGCACAAGCUUGGCUACCAAAUUCCCACAUAUCUUGGGGGGAAUAAAAACAACGGCAACAGCAGCAACAACCCAUGUAGGAGUAGGAGUAGGAGGAGGUUUCUUUAACUUAUUUGAUAAAACCCAUCAUAACAAUUCUCUCUGCAUCGCUUCUCUUCCUUUAAACCAGAGAUACAGCAGCCAAAGAUACUGUCUUUCCUCUCCUUAUGUAAUGGAGGAUACGAAAGACAUGGGCUUUUCUACUCAAGAACCUGAACAGUAUUCAAAAGAAUUGGAUAUUGCUGUCAGGGCUGUGCAGAUGGCUUGUUCCCUUUGUCAGAGAGUGCAGGAAAGUUUGAUUUCAAAAACUAGUAGUCAGGUACAAGCCAAGGAUGACAAUUCUCCUGUUACUGUUGCAGAUUGGAGCGUCCAAGCUACUGUCAGCUGGAUACUGUCUGAGACCUUAGGGAGUAGGAAUGUGGCAAUUGUUGCUGAGGAAGAUGUUCAAACUCUCUCCAAAGCUGAUUCAGCUGGCCUACUAGAAGCUGUAGUUCGGACUGUGAAUGAUUGUCUAGCGGAAGCACCUCGUUUUGGUCUUAAAGCUCCAGGAACAACCCUCGGCGGUUCAGAGGUUCUUCAAGCCAUCAGUCGUUGCAACUCAACUGGGGGUCCUAAUGGAAGAUUUUGGGCACUCGACCCUGUUGAUGGUACGUUGGGAUUUGUUCGUGGCGAUCAAUAUGCUGUUGCUUUAGCUUUAAUCGAGGAUGGCGAAGUUGUUCUUGGAGUUCUUGGUUGCCCUAACUACCCAAUGAGAAAAGAAUGGCUAGGCUAUCACCAUCGCUACCAUAGAAUUAUUUCUAAGUUGACCCCACCUACAUCAGAAUCUUGGGACAAAGGCUGUGUGAUUUAUGCAAGAAGGGGAAGUGGUGAAGCCUGGAUGCAACCUCUAAUACAAGGACAAAAGAAGCUAGUGUGGCCAAACUCUGCAACACCAGUCAAAGUAUCAGCCGUUGAAAAUCCAGCACUGGCAACCUUCUGCGAACCAGUUGAGAAGGCAAAUUCAAGCCACUCCUUCACAGCAGGGCUAGCUCACAGCGUUGGGCUUAGGAAGCAACCAUUGCGAGUUUACAGUAUGGUGAAAUAUGCUGCGAUUGCUCGUGGAGAUGCUGAGAUUUUCAUGAAGUUUGCCAGGGCUGGCUACAAGGAGAGGAUAUGGGAUCAUGCAGCUGGUGUUGUUAUCAUUCAAGAGGCUGGUGGUGUGGUGACUGAUGCUGGAGGACGCCCACUGAACUUCUCAAAAGGUAUGUACUUAGAAUGUCUCGAUCGGGGUAUAAUUGCUUGUGCUGGAGCCAAAUUACAUGAAAAGAUUAUCAAGGCUGUUGAUGCUAGCUGGAACUCCUCUUGUUUGUAA